AUGAUGUUGGACGCGACUCCUGUGAAAGAAAACAUGCCUACAAGUUAUUAUGAUGCAAAGAGGAUGGUGUCAAAGUUAGGGCUAGAAGUAAAAAAGAUUAAUUGUUGCAUAGGAGGUUACAUGUUAUUUUAUGACAAUGAGUUUGGUAUAAAUGAUGAGACAUUGGAGGAAUGUAAGUUUUGUAAGAGUCUGAGGUAUGCAGUUCGCAGUAAAGGCAUUGAUCGAAAGCAAAAACGAGUUGUGGUGAAGUUCAUGUUCUAUCUUCCAAUGAUACCUAGGUUACAAAGAAUGUUUGCAUCAAUGCAUAGUGCAAUUCAGAUGACAUGGCAUUAUACAAACACAAUUAGUUCAGGCAUGAUGCGACAUCCAUCUGAUGGUGAGGCAUGGAAACACUUUGAUAGAGUACAUCCAAAAUUUGUAGCAGAACCUAGAAUUUCAGACUUUGAUUAUCUCAUAUGGUUUUACUCCUUAUAUUCAAUCGUCAAUAAUUGUUUAUUCUUAUUGGCCAGUUAUCAUCACCCCGUACAAUAUCCCUCCUGA
This is a messenger RNA of Lathyrus sativus (Indian pea), 540 nucleotides long. The record is from the annotation of a GenBank genome assembly. Lineage: Eukaryota; Viridiplantae; Streptophyta; Magnoliopsida; Fabales; Fabaceae.